AUGAGAGUAUUUAGGUCUAUGAGGGAUCAAAAGGGGCGCAACAUUGCCAUUGUUAAGAGGCUUGGAAGAAACAGUGCUGGACACCGCGCGAGUAAAGGACGAGGGGGUAGAGAGGGUGAUAAGUUGGGGAAAGGGAGAAAGUCCGAGGAGGAAGAUGUCACUGGGGGCGGCAAGGGGGCAUCCCCCAUGGGAUCACCAUCUCUACAUGCGCUCACUCAUAUCGGCAUUGCUUUAUCAUAUUUUCCAUGGGUUGAGAAAGCUACCACUACUCCUAGUGCCCUAACGUCUCCCUUUCAAUGUUUCAACCAGUAA
Messenger RNA from Dovyalis caffra, 312 nucleotides. The record is from the annotation of a GenBank genome assembly. Lineage: Eukaryota; Viridiplantae; Streptophyta; Magnoliopsida; Malpighiales; Salicaceae.